AAAGCGAAAGGAGGCAGGCCACCGUACCCCACACCAUAACAGCACAAUCAAGUGCCCCACCACCCCACCAUCACCAAACUGUGAAGCAAAUCUCUUCCGGUCUUCCCCCAACCUCAUUUCCCCUUGCCCAAUUCCCCUUCCUCUUCCGCGGAAUUCGAAUCCACCAGCAAGGAGAGGGGCCGGGAAGCACCGCCGGCCGUCCGGCCGAAUCCUUUGCCCGCCCAGGCCAGCCUCUGUACCCGAAUCCGGCACGAUUCGGCUCGAUCUGCUCCGGGCCAUGGAGAUGGACAGCAUCGAGUGCGUGUCCUUCUCCCACGGCCUGGACGACCACGACGGCGACGACGAAGCCGUGUCCCGCCUCCCCCGCCCCCUCCUCAAGCCAUCCGCCGCUGCGGUGAACCUGGUCGUCGUUUCUGCCGGCGGCGCGGGCGGGGGAGGAGGGGCGGCCGCGGGCCCGCUCAUAACGCCGUCCACCAGCGUGCACGAGCUGCUCGAGUGCCCGGUCUGCACCAACUCCAUGUACCCGCCCAUCCACCAGUGCCAAAACGGUCAUACUAUUUGUUCAACCUGCAAAACCCGGGUGCACAAUCGCUGCCCGACAUGUCGACAAGAGCUCGGCGACAUCAGGUGUUUGGCAUUGGAAAAAGUCGCUGAAUCACUUGAGUUACCUUGCAAAUACUUCUCGCUUGGUUGCCCAGAGAUCUUCCCGUACUACAGCAAACUGAAGCAUGAAUCGCUGUGCAAUUUGAGGCCAUACAACUGUCCUUAUGCAGGAUCUGAAUGUUCUGUUGUUGGGGACAUUCCUUUCCUUGUCACACAUCUCAGAGAUGAUCAUAAAGUUGACAUGCAUUCAGGGUGCACAUUCAAUCACCGCUAUGUUAAAUCAAACCCCAGAGAGGUCGAAAAUGCAACUUGGAUGUUGACUGUCUUCCACUGUUUCGGUCAGUACUUUUGCUUGCACUUUGAGGCCUUUCAACUUGGAAUGGCACCAGUAUACAUGGCUUUCCUCCGAUUUAUGGGCGACGAAAAUGAUGCAAGGAGCUACACUUAUAGCCUUGAGGUUGGAGGAAAUGGCCGGAAGAUGAUAUGGGAGGGCAAUCCCCGCAGCAUCCGCGACAGCCAUAGGAAGGUUAGGGACAGCCAUGAUGGCCUUGUUAUCCAGCGGAACAUGGCUCUGUUCUUCUCAGGUGGAGAAAGGAAAGAGCUGAAACUGCGGGUCACUGGCCGCAUCUGGAGGGAACAGCAGAAUUCUGACACGGGUGCCUGCAUCCCAAAUCUUUUCAGCUGAACUGAAUAAUCAGCGAGAUGGAAAUGAUACAGGGUACAUCGAGUUAUCAGAUGCACGUGUGCCCUCGUUUUUUCUUUUUGUUAUUUGUGCUUGCCGUCUUUAUUGUUAUGCCAUGACGCCAUUGUGGCCUGCCUGUAAAUUAUUCAGGCUGAUCAUGGAAAAAGGAGUGGAGCUUGUAUGUUGUGACUAUUGCUCAUAAAUCACAUGAUAGUCAUAUUUGUCAA
Lolium perenne is the source of this 1512-nucleotide messenger RNA. RefSeq names its product E3 ubiquitin-protein ligase SINAT5. Gene Ontology annotation, biological process: multicellular organism development; ubiquitin-dependent protein catabolic process. The record is from RefSeq and is a predicted model, not a curated record. Lineage: Eukaryota; Viridiplantae; Streptophyta; Magnoliopsida; Poales; Poaceae. Gene Ontology annotation, molecular function: ubiquitin protein ligase activity; protein binding; zinc ion binding. Gene Ontology annotation, cellular component: cytoplasm.